Saccostrea cuccullata (small rock oyster) is the source of this 816-nucleotide messenger RNA. RefSeq lists its product as uncharacterized. The transcript has a single exon. The coding region runs from base 1 to 816 and encodes 271 amino acids. Gene Ontology annotation, cellular component: plasma membrane. Gene Ontology annotation, molecular function: protein binding; pattern recognition receptor activity. The record is from RefSeq and is a predicted model, not a curated record. Gene Ontology annotation, biological process: defense response to virus; positive regulation of interleukin-6 production; toll-like receptor signaling pathway. NCBI's taxonomy places the organism in Eukaryota, Metazoa, Mollusca, Bivalvia, Ostreida, Ostreidae.
AUGCGCGCCCGAAGCCUUAAAGUCUUUGACAUUCACAACUGCAUCAUCCGUGGAUUUUACGACGAAUAUGAGGACCCUGCAAAUUACACGGACAGCAUAGUGGACCUGAAGAUGACAAACUGUGUGAUCGAAGAAACUCAAAAUGACCACAUUGACCGGACCCUUCAUAGAUAUCCCAGCGAGAGCUUCGCGUGCGGACAGAAAUCGGUCGUCGUUGUGGACAUCAGGAAUCUUACGUCGACGUUCCCUCGGCUUCCUAGUGGACCCAAAAUGGAUCAACAUCAGAACGCGACACAAACCAAGUACAGUUGUACCUAUAAUCACUUAAUCCAUUACGAAGAAACUUUUCAAUAUGGUCAGGAAAACGACUCUACCGUAAACUAUUAUCCGGUGCUUAAUGUCGUAACGUUUUCGUCCAACAACCUGACUUCGGUCCCAGAAAAGGGCAGAAACUGGCCUGCCUAUUUUCCAGCGUUAAAGGUGUUAGAUCUGUCUAACAAUAGCAUCGCUGAAUUUGAUUUUGUCAUUCCAAAUGAAAACCAUACCUUAUACGUUGAUCUGCGGAAGAAUUCUAUCGUCGACGUUUUGAUGAAUAUGACGUCAUAUCUGAGAGACGACGGUGCCGUUGUUAUUGAUCUUAGGGAAAAUCCAAUUCGCUGCGGUUGCAAUAUUUUAGAUUUGAAAGAGUAUCUCAUGCAAAUAAGUGAAAGAUUUCCAGAGUGGAAACAGGGAACGGAGGUUUAUUGUAAAACAAAAGACCAGAAAACGCGUCGGAUAGUUGACAUCACCAUGGAGACGUGUCAUGACGUCAUGUGA